CACACACAAUGAACAACCUUCUCUCUCUCUCUCUCUCUCUCUAAAAUCGAAACCCAACCUUUUGCUUCUAUCUCCGAAUCCAAAUUGGCAGCGGCGAUGGCAACAACAUCCGUAGUUCCGGCGAAUCGCCGGCGAACGGUUACUUCCAACGAGGAUAUGGACUUCGAGACAAUAGAAGGUGUGAAAGCCAUUGGAAGCUUCGAAGAGAUGGGUAUAAAAGACGGUUACUGUUUGUCAGGUUGUUGAUACCUCCGUGAGAGACUUCAUUGUACGUUUAGAGUUUUCAAAGUCCUCUUUGCCGCUACAGCCGCCAUCUUCGCAUUCAGUCGCUGUUGGUUUUCUCCUCAUCUUCAUCUAUCGUGCCGACACUUCUUAACCUACAGAAGUUUAACAAGUUCAUUCGUCAACAUAAGGAGAGUUUGAAGGAUGAAAGAGUUUUGGAAGCCAAUAUAGACGAAGCUAUAACAUUCUAUGGGGAUGAUGAGGUUACGCUUCGACCUGAGACUAAGGUUAACUCAUAUUCCAUCACCAUCGCUGACCAAACAGAGUGGGAUCACUGUCAUUGGACUUCUGGGGCGAAGUAUGAAAUGACUUUUGAACUUAUUGAGGAGAAAAGUAUAUUGAAGAAGGCAAGAAUCGCCGAAGCUCUCAUUUUCGCCGUUAACCACCGUGACCCGAAUAAAUUAGUUUUAUUCGACAAAGGUUCUCCUACUAAAUCUGGUAAGCUUAAAUUUUGGCACAACCAAGUUGGUCAACCUGGAAACGGUUUCUUUGAUUCGAACGGGAAUAUUCUUCUGCGGGUUCAGCUUCAGUUAUUGCCCUACGGCCCUGACCGGGAGGAGACAUCUUUCCAUUCUUUGCACAGGCAAUUCCGCCUACAACUCUAUUGGAUCAAGAAGAAAGUGAUUGACAAGUCAUUUUCUAAACUGUUUGCAUCUCAUACAACCUACGUAGAAAAGGAAUCACGUUCUGCUGAUUGGGAGAGUUAUCUGAAAGAUUCAAGUCAGGAGUUAAAAGUGAGCAAAAAAAGAUUAUGGGAAUACUUAUGGAAAUAUUUUAAUAAUGAUUAUUGUUUGAUUGAUAUCAUUAAGCAUGGAAUGAAGAAAACAAAGUCUUUUUUAAAUCUAGUGGAAGCAGCUGACUAUCACCUAUCGGGUCCUCUUGGUGAAUUCGUUGCCAAGCCUAAAUACUUACCUAUCCAAGAGUUAACCGAGGAUUUGACACUGAAUAAUGUAUUGAAAUUUGAAAAGGACUUGGUAAGAAGUGGCUGGAAUGUGUUUCUAUUUAUUUUUCUGAAGCUCACAUUACAUGACAGCUUUUUGAAGUUUCGUAAACAAACUGGACAACAAACCAAUCAGGAAACUGAACAUGUUCCAGCUCCAGGAGUUGACAGUGGUGGUUCUGCCAAAAUUGAACAUGUUUCAGCUCCAGCUGAUAGUGUUGGUUGUUCCGAAACUAAAGCUGAUGUUCCCGACAAGGGUGGUUCUGCGGCAGAUAUGAUUUAUGAAAACCAAGCUGGUGUGGACAUUAAAGAAUUAUACUAUGAGGUACUAGUUCCUGGCAUUGCUGCUCUUGGUACAACAUUAAACGAGGGUGUGAACAAGAUAAGGGAAAAACAUCACUUCACCCGUGAAGUAUCAGUUAUGGUAGAUAGUUUGUUCACUAACGUCCAAGAAAAUGCUUUGGAGGUAUUUAAUCAGGAAGUGAAUAAUAGCAGAAUUGAUGAUCACAAGUUUGACGUGCAAAGUAUAAAGUUCAAACCAAAGCCUACCGCUAAGAUCAAAGAUGACACAGAAUUGGAAGCCGAAGCCCGCAGGAUUGGGAGAUUGGGGGAAAAGUAUGCAUAUGAAUAUUACAAGGACAGAUACAAUAAUGUCCUCUGGGUGAAUGAAGAUGAUGAAGUAUUUCAACCAUUUGACUUGACUGGUUUUGAUAAGAAAAACAAUUCCAAAUUUUUUAUCGAAGCCAAGGCCACCAUUCAUAAAAGAAAGAAAUGGUUUCAUAUUUCCCCGGCUGAGUAUCAUUGGGCUAUGAAGAAACAGUCAAAUUAUAUUAUUGCUCAUGUUUACAUAGAUGAGAAGGAGGGGGCAGAACCAAAAUUCACGGUGACAGAAUUUAUUAAUCCUACUGGUCGUAAUAGUUUGCUAAAACUCUGUAUGAGGUACAAGUAAUUGUAAUGACUGUUGACAUAUUGUGUCAAAUUAAACAUUGCCAACCUGGCUAUAUUUGGUGCA
This is a messenger RNA of Trifolium pratense (red clover), 2234 nucleotides long. RefSeq lists its product as uncharacterized. NCBI's taxonomy places the organism in Eukaryota, Viridiplantae, Streptophyta, Magnoliopsida, Fabales, Fabaceae. The transcript is spliced from 7 exons. The record is from RefSeq and is a predicted model, not a curated record. Bases 588 to 2171 code for a protein of 527 amino acids.